Messenger RNA from Manis pentadactyla (Chinese pangolin), 2543 nucleotides. RefSeq names its product protein phosphatase 6 catalytic subunit (gene PPP6C). Gene Ontology annotation, cellular component: cytoplasm. The record is from RefSeq and is a predicted model, not a curated record. The coding region runs from base 104 to 1021 and encodes 305 amino acids. Gene Ontology annotation, biological process: peptidyl-serine dephosphorylation; G1/S transition of mitotic cell cycle. Gene Ontology annotation, molecular function: protein serine/threonine phosphatase activity. The transcript is spliced from 7 exons. NCBI's taxonomy places the organism in Eukaryota, Metazoa, Chordata, Mammalia, Pholidota, Manidae.
CGUGACGUAGAAGAGUUCCGGCUUCGGCCCCUGCCGCCCCUUCCACCACUACAGCCACUGCCGCCGCCACCGCCGCCGUUGGGGGUUGUUUGUUAUUUCUAAAAUGGCGCCCCUGGACUUGGACAAGUAUGUGGAGAUAGCGCGGCUGUGUAAGUACCUGCCGGAGAACGACCUGAAGCGGCUAUGUGACUAUGUUUGUGAUCUCCUCUUGGAAGAGUCAAAUGUCCAGCCAGUAUCAACACCAGUAACAGUGUGUGGAGACAUACACGGACAGUUUUAUGACCUUUGUGAACUAUUCAGAACUGGAGGUCAGGUUCCUGACACAAACUACAUAUUUAUGGGUGAUUUUGUAGACAGAGGUUACUAUAGUUUGGAGACCUUCACUUACCUUCUUGCACUAAAGGCCAAAUGGCCUGAUCGUAUUACACUUUUGAGAGGAAAUCAUGAGAGUAGACAGAUAACACAGGUUUAUGGAUUUUAUGAUGAGUGCCAGACCAAAUAUGGAAAUGCUAAUGCCUGGAGAUAUUGUACCAAAGUUUUUGACAUGCUCACAGUAGCAGCUUUAAUAGAUGAGCAGAUUUUGUGUGUUCAUGGUGGUUUAUCUCCUGAUAUCAAAACACUGGAUCAAAUUCGAACCAUUGAACGGAAUCAGGAAAUUCCUCAUAAAGGAGCAUUUUGUGAUCUGGUUUGGUCUGAUCCUGAAGAUGUGGAUACUUGGGCAAUCAGUCCCCGAGGCGCAGGCUGGCUUUUUGGCGCAAAGGUCACAAAUGAGUUUGUUCAUAUCAACAACUUAAAACUCAUCUGCAGAGCACACCAACUAGUACACGAAGGCUAUAAAUUUAUGUUUGAUGAGAAGCUGGUAACAGUGUGGUCUGCGCCUAAUUACUGCUAUCGUUGUGGAAAUAUUGCUUCGAUCAUGGUCUUCAAAGAUGUAAAUACAAGAGAACCAAAGUUAUUCCGGGCAGUUCCAGAUUCAGAACGUGUUAUUCCUCCCAGAACGACGACGCCAUAUUUCCUUUGAGGACUUCGCCCGUCCUGCUGACCCAUUUUUCUGCCCUCUUACCCCAACUUUCCUGUAUUACCCUCUACAAUAUACUUUUCAUUGAGCACUUUGCUGCUGAAAUGCUGCCUCUUGCCUUUUUUUUUUUUUAAUUUUAAAUUAUCUAAAUUUAUUGUUUGUUACGGUGUCUAUAACAGUGUUUUCUAUCAUUUUCUCCCGGAUCCCAUCCCUACCUUGGACUCGUUUGAGAAGACUUGAGAAAUGUCUUAAUACUCACACUGCUGCAUGUAGCUCUUGCUUAUUUACUGGUGUGGGGAACACAGGAUGUGUUUCCUUUUUUUAAAAAGCCAAUUGACAGAACAGACUACACUGAAAUACUACUCCUUUUGUAUCAGUCAGCCCUUUGUUUUAGUUUGGUAAGUUUUAAGAAAUUUCAGCAGCAAAGUUGUUAUUCAGUAGGCAUGAUGGACUGCAAAUGCCUCGAGUUAUGUAUACCUGUCCCAGCUGUAAACUUCAUUGUCCUUUGUUGGAUGAUAUUUUAAAUGGAUAUAAAAUAAAUUGCUCUAAAGGGCUGCCCUCUUUGUUGCGUUUUUAAAUUUUAGUUAAAAACUGCUACAGCUUAUGACUUUGUACAUUAAGAUAAUUGUAUUGAUCUUUUUUCAGAUUCAUUGUAUUUUUUAAUAAAGUAAUCUUAAAUAAAACCCAGAUAGGUUAAAGUGUUAGAAAUUUUAAACAGCUUACAUUGUUGGUUUAUUCUUUCUUUCUUUUUUCUAAUCAGAGUUCUUAACCCUUUGGUUAUUGAGUUUAAAACUCCAAUUGAAAUUCAGUACUAUUUAUUUAAAAAAAGAAAUCACUAAACUGUGCCUAAAGAACAUAACUGCCAUAUUAAUGUUUUUGUUUAUAUCCUCUCUAGUAAUAGAAAAACAUUUAAUACUUGUAAUACUGAUGUAUUCAUUUGAUACCAGUUGAGUAGAAUGUGAUCAAUCCAGUUUACAAUUUAUCAUGAGUAUCAAUUAAGUAAAAUCUGUGUACUUUUCAAUAGGAAACAUUCUUCUCUUGCUGUAACACUUCACCUUAACUUUUAGAAAGUGUUCAUUUUUAACUGGAAAGCUUGAAAAGUCAGGACUCUUGUAUUUGUGAACUGUAAUUUGAAGCAGAUUUUAAGAAGUAUAGAAAGAAACAAAUGUCCUUUUUUGUAAAGGUCUGUGAUACCAUGUUUUGGCUUUGUGUAAGUAAUUUGAAUAUCCAAAGGGUUGUGAUGAUCAGUUCUUGAUAUGCAACUGUCCACUUAACUAAGGACAAGUGUUCCAGUGUCCCUUAUGACUGUGGUCAUAAAUGAUGUUGGAAUUUACCACUUUGUGAAAUACUUGGUAUCCCUUUACUACUAUAAUUAAUUUUUGUCAUUCCAGGAAAUCUUUGUGAAGCCAGCUAAUUAAUAAAGCACUUUAGCAUCUGUUCAGGUAGCUUUGAAAACCCACUUUUCCCCUUCAGGAUAAGAACUUCCAGGUUACCUAAAAAUGCAAUAAAAAUGUUUAUAGUCUAA